UUCCAUGGGCGAUUUUUAAGAAAUUUGUAUUUUUGCUUGAAUCUUUUUACUCAUCUAAAACGUUUAAUCGGUAAUGCUUGUUAAGCAGAGCAUACCAUUGUCUUUGUAACUUCUACAGUUUCUUGAUAAAUCAACAAUAUUUUUGUUGACACAAUGGAGACUAUGCAGAUAUACUAUGCAGAAAUUCUGCCGAGAAUCUGUAGAUUUUCGGAAGAAUUUCUGCAGAAAAUCUACAGAUUUUCUAGGCAGAAAUUCUGCCGAAAAUCUAUAGAAUUUCUCUAAAUGUACUAGAAUAUACCGUUACAAUUCAAAAAACCUCCGAGUACAAUCGGACGAGAAACUGAUAAACAAAAUCAGUAAAAGGUCUUGCAUCUAACCUUAGAAAAUCCAACAAAGUCUGAUUUGGUGUAUUUUUUGUCUGUAUAAACGACAGGGACGAAAAUAGCCCAAAAUUUUAAGCAAUUUUUCUGACAAUACCAAUCAAUGACUGAUAUUUUUCACUCUAAUGAAAAAUAUUAUGUUUGAGUAUUGUAGUUUCUUUUAUUAAAACGAUUUUGUUUAAAAAAAAUUGGAAGUAUAAAAAAUAAUUAAAAUAAUUUUUAAAUUUGAGAAUUUAGAAAUUCGCCAUUUUUAAGCUUAAAUAUUUACUAAUAUAGUAAACAUCUGGAAACUUGCAAAAAAUAUCCUACAUUCUUUCAACCUUCUACUUUGGAAUUACUACAAACAUAAGAAAAAAAAAUAACUUAGGAAGUCGGGAAAAAAUAUUUUCUUUAUGGGACACCGGUGUUCCAAUUGUCCUUAAAGGGUUAAGCUAUGGCAUUUAGUCAAUCUGAGAACUCGAAGGAACUAAAAUAUUUUUAAAUUCCUUUUAAUAGGGGAGAAAUCUUUCAAGUUUCGAACAUACUCUGGCUUCGAACACUUCUAUUUUCCCAUAUUCCUUUAAUGAAUCUGACUGAAUUUUUCAGGACUUUUUUUUACAAUUCAUUAAAUAUGGGAAAAAUAUAGUGUUCGAAGGCAGAGUGUGUGCGAAGCCUGAAAGUCUUCCCCUAGAAAAUAGUGGCUAAAUUUAAUUCAAGUAAUAAUCCUUUUCUUUUUACCUAAGAUUCUUUUAAUUAAAAAAAAAUGAAAUAAAAAAGAGACACUUUUCUGAUCAAUUUAUCAUUUGUAAAUCCUGAAGCCCAAGGAAAAGUUGAUAAGGAAAUAACGCCCACUAUCACAAGAGGAUGCUCUUGUAAUUUUUCCACCGACCAGCUGUGGCAUUUUCUUUAUCUCCAGUGUUCAGCUCUGGCAUCCGUCGAUUACGUCAUUCAAUAAUUCACCCUAUCUCCUCUUCUGGACAUGCGCCCACCGCCAGUCGCCAUAAUUUCUCCAUUUACGCUGAGAGUGAAAACUUAUUGGCAUUUUCCACGCUAAGAGCUAAAUUAUCAUUUUUCUUGGCAUCUGGCAUUGGCAGCAACGUAACCAGGUGCCUGUCCAGAGAGUUCCGUGUGCGGAAUGUCCAGCAGAGGCUACUGAAGGGAUGUUUUUUGCCUCGAGAAGUCAGUCGUGAAGGUGCAUUGUGGACUUUUUUCUGGAUGGGAAAAUUCCCUUUUUUUUGGGUGGGAUGAAAAGGGUCUGAUUAUCGAGUGAUUUCUUGGUCAGGGUGUGAUGAAAAUGGCCGGUGACUUUACUGUGGGAUGCACAGCAAGGAAGAAGACAAAGUCGCGAUCGGCCGAGAAGAGGGGCAGUGCGGGCAAUGAGGGCCUAUCUGGGAUACAGCAGCAGCAGAAUAAGAGUGGCGGCCUGCGCGUCUACAAAAUCGUCAUGCUGGGCGAUGGAGGUGUUGGGAAGUCCGCCGUGACUCUUCAGUUCGUCACACGGAGUUUCUUGGAGUUUCAUGAUCCAACCAUUGAGGAUUCCUACCAGCAGCAGGCUGUUAUCGAUGGUGAAGCAGCAUUGCUGGAUAUCCUAGAUACAGCUGGCCAGGUUGAAUUUACAGCAAUGCGUGAUCAGUACAUGAGAUGCGGAGAAGGAUUCAUCAUCUGCUACUCUGUUACUGAUCGUCAUAGCUUUCAGGAAGCAUCUGAAUAUAGGAAGCUCAUCACUCGAGUACGUCUCACCGAAGACAUUCCUCUCGUGCUCAUUGCCAACAAACUAGAUCUCCAAUCCCAGCGAAGAGUAACCACGGAGGAAGGGAAGCAUCUGGCGUCUGAAUUUGGAUGUCCCUUCUAUGAAACUUCAGCUGCCCUGAGGCACUACAUCGACGAUGCUUUCUACACUCUGGUGCGAGAGAUUCGCAAGAAAGAGUCUCAGAGGAUGCUAAGCAAUGGCUCAAGCACCGAGAAGAUUUUCCAGAAGAGGAGCCGAUGGUGGCGCAUAAGGUCGAUUUUCGCAUUGGUUUUCCGUCGACGGAGGCAUCUCAACUAGAUUUUGGGCCAAGCACAAUGUAGCGCGCCCUAAAUCCCAACCGGCAAAAAGUAGACGUUCCUAGUCGUAAGUAUUGUUGAAUUUUUGUAUUUUCUACUGAAUAAUUUUCAUCUGUGAUUAUGCAUUUUCAUUUCCAAACUGAGGAUUUUUGUGUAAAAGAAAAAUGUAACAGUUGUGUAACAUAAUUAACCGCAAUUAGUCUUCCAUUUUAUAAUUUAAAGAUAUCCAUGUUUUUUAGAAAAGGAAAAAUAUUGAAACAGAAGAAUUAUUUUCAAUUCAAAAAUGCUCGCUUUAUUUUCUUUUGUUUUUUUUUCUUUGGUAAAGAAAGAAAUAAUAGUGUUUUACUUUUUUAUUGCAAGAAGAAAAAAAAUGGAUAAGAGACCACAAAGUCAUAAAGAAUAAAAAUAAAAUACAGCAAUAUAUUUCGUAGACUAGCUUGAAUGUUCGUAGCAACAAGAUACCUUGCAAAACUUCUUCGUGUGUCUCCUAAAUUUAAUACAGUCUCGUGCCAAAGAUAUUGGAGCAUUCCAAAGUUUCUGGGGAUUUUUUUUUCGGGAAAACUUUGUGUAAACCGAAGAUCUGAUGUAACAAAGAUUAUAGAAAGGGAAUGACACUAUUUCAGUGAAAAAUGAAAAAGAGAAAUCCUUCUCCUGAACAUUUUUGUUUAAUACAUGACUGUUCUCAAAGUGCUCCUACAUUAUCGAAUUUUCUUUGUAAUGGUUCUUGUCACGACUGUUUGGUGUUUUUAGAACACGACGAGGACUCGGGAAAAUAGUCAUCACAGGAACCAACACAAACAAAAAUCGAUUAUGCAGAAACACAAGAACAGUCGUGUACUAAAAAAAAUGUUCAGGAAAAAGACUUUCCCUUUUCGUUUUUUCAGCACUUUACUGUUCUAAAUUCUUCAGUAUUAUCGACUUUUCUUUGUUUUGGUUCCUGUUUCGGCGGUUUCCACUAGUUUUCGCCGUGUUAUAAAAAAAUCACCAAACGGUCGUGACAGGAACCAUCACAAAGAAAAAUCGAUAAUGCAGAUGCACUUGAGAACAGUAAAGUGCUAAAAAAAUAAUUAUGAUAAUAACUAGAUAAUAAUUAUGAUUUUUACGAACUAACGAGAUCAAACGCAUCUCAAAUGUAUUUAGAUUUGUCCAAAGUAUGGCAAGGUUAAACAUUAUCUGGCAUUAUCCACAUGUAAUGAAAAAUUUAACUUCAAGGAAUAUUUUAAAGUACUGCGCUGUUUGAUUGGUUCGAACUUUGAAUGCUUUCAAACAUUAGCCAAUCAGGGAAUAAGAUGAAACUAAAAUAUUUAAUGGGAUUUAAAUAUUUAAUUUUCAAUUAUUUAUUAUAAAUGCUUUAGUUUUCAAUCAUUUUUAACAUUUUCUUUUUAAUACGUAAAAAAAAUAGAAAAGAUUGUCGGUUACGUCGACCACUGUCGUGUCUCCAUUAUGAGCAUUUGCAUCAAAUCCAGAUGCAAAAUAAUUGCAGAUACGACAAUGGUCGAGUCAACAGACGACGAUACAUUUACCUAUCAAACUAAAUCAACAAAUCUCUCUAGAAAAUCUAAACUAAAAGAAUUUAUUAGGAGUUAAGCCUCCAUCGGUGGUUGCAAGAAAACGAAUAGAAUGAAGGAAUAAGGGAAAUUUAUAUAAUGAUUAUUCUAAUUUUUUUGGGAUAAUCGGAUAAAAACGUCCUUAAAAAAUCAACAGUGUUUUUUUUUUAGUAAGGAUUACAUUAUGUCUUUACGACAUUCUGCAUGAAAGGACUUUCCCUUACCUGCGACUGUUGAGCGUCCAAACAGCUUCCGGGAAUUCCAGGCAUGGUAAUUUCUUUGCUGUGCUGCUCCAUCCUUUUUUCUCUUCAUUUCUUUUUAACUCAGAGUCUAAAAAUGCCAUAAAUCCUCAUAUUCCAAGAAUAAAUUACUCUCAGUAAAAAAAAAAAA
Messenger RNA from Phlebotomus papatasi, 4342 nucleotides. RefSeq names its product GTP-binding protein Rit2 (gene Ric). NCBI's taxonomy places the organism in Eukaryota, Metazoa, Arthropoda, Insecta, Diptera, Psychodidae. The transcript has 4 exons. Gene Ontology annotation, molecular function: GTP binding; GDP binding; calmodulin binding. Gene Ontology annotation, biological process: Ras protein signal transduction. Gene Ontology annotation, cellular component: plasma membrane. Bases 1648 to 2406 code for a protein of 252 amino acids. The record is from RefSeq and is a predicted model, not a curated record.